UUUGCAGGCGGAACUUUUUUUUUUUACUCUUUAGUUAUUUAUGGUGAAACAGACGUUUCUAAACGGAUUAUUUCAAAAUUAUCGAAAAUGGAAAGAUCCAGAAUGAACCGAGCAUCCAGCAGUAGGCUCUCUGAGCUCCCUCAAAGAGUUGAAAGCAACAGAAUGAGCAUGGUUUAUGCAACACCGCAGAGCAAACAAUCCUUCGGAAAGUUGAACAUUCCUAAACCCCAGUCUGUCACAUCCGAGAGAAGAACCAGCUUUUUUGGUAGUCGUGGGGCUGGCAUGGCUCGCAACAGCACCUUUGGCGGUACAGAGAAGAUGAAGGAUCCCCGUCCCUUACACGAUAAGGCCUAUGUUCAGCAGUGCAUCAGACAGUUGUGCGAGUUUCUGUCAGAGAAGGGCUUUCCGGGUUCAAUGUCAGUCAAGUCUCUCCAGUCGCCCUCCACCAAGGAGUUCCUAAAGAUCUUUGAGUUCAUCUACUGCCUCCUGGACCCCACCUUCCAGAUGCCCACCUCCAAAGUGGAGGAAGAGGUCCCCAGGAUUCUCAAAGACUUGGGGUAUCCAUUUGUUCUCUCCAAAAGUUCCAUGUACUCUGUGGGGGCACCACAUACGUGGCCACAGGUCUUGGGGGCUGUUGUCUGGCUCAUGGAUACUGUGAAGAUCUUUUGCAGUAUGAGUGAUCAGGACCUGCUCUUUGCUGAUUUCUCUGACGGAAGCACUGAGAUUGAGGACGGGGUUGAGUUCAACAAGCUCUUUCAGGACUACACUGCUGAAACCUACAACAAGUUCAUGCAAGGAGCAGAUACGUUUGAUGAAGAGGAUGCAGAUUAUCUUGCUGAACUAAAGAGACUUUACAACGUUGACGAAGGGCUUCUCGCAUCCAUGGAGGAGAAGUACAGGAUGCUGAGUGAUGAGGUUGAGCGACUGGAGAAAGAAAGCCAAACGGACCGAUUGAUGGUCAAAAGAACGGAGAAAGUCAAACUUCAGACAGACCUGCAGAAGCUGCAGAGUUAUCGCAGUAACCUGGAGUCUUUCAAAGCCAACCUGGAGAACAAAGCCUCUGGAUUGGCCGAGGAGCUGGAAGCAUCGGGACUGCAAGUGGAGACCCUAAAACAGGAGGAGUCCCGGCUCCAACACAUCUUGUCCACCCAGAAGUUCACUCCCGCAGACAUUGAGAGGAUCAACUGGGAGAAGAGGGAGCUGCAGCAGACCAUCAACAGCCUGAGCAAGAGCCUGGAGCAGGCCGAGCAGCACAUGUGGAAUGAGGAGAUCGCUCUGGCCAAGGCCAAGGAGACGGCCGAAGUGAAGCUGGCCGAGUACCACAAGCUUGCCCGCAAACUGAAGCUCAUCCCUGUGUCUGCCGAAAACGCGUGCGGCCACGACUUUGAGAUCAGGCCCUCCACAGAAUACGGACCGUCCACCAUGGUUCAAUGCAGAACACAGAUUCAACAACUACUGAGGAAACUGAUCACUGAUGUGGACGAGGAGUGUAGUCGACUGACAGACAUGAAACUAAGCCUGGAGGAGUCCAUAGAACAGGUGAAUUCUAAUAUUUCAGAUAAAGCGAAUGACUUGAAACACCUGAGAGAGCAAAUCCGUAGGCUCGACGAGCAGCUCGAACAAGACAUGCAGGACAUUGCCCAUGAGGAGCAGAAGUGGUCUGCUGAGAUGGAGUCUGUGGAGACCCACCGCAAGCUGCUGGAGAAGAAGGUGACCCUGGGCUAUGACGAGUCUGUGGAGCAGCUGAAAGCUGCACAGCAACAGUACCAUCUUGUCCUGCAAGAAACCAAUGAGGAGCGGCGGACUGUGGUUAACAACCUUGCCAGUGUGUUAACCACGGCUGCCAACCACCUGUCCAUUGUAGAGAAAUUCUUAGAGGAUCAACACAAGCGAGUAGACAGGGUGUACACGGACGCCUUCCGGGAGGACGAGGUGGACAUUCAGAAGAUGAAGGACAUUAUGGAGGGCUUUAUCGCUAAAGUAAACAGCAUGUAGUUCCGUGCUUCACUAUAAAAGCUGACAUGAGCUCUAACUCUUUACCUGGUUAUUCCAUUCAGUCCAUUGGAACCAUCCCAGCGGGCAAAACAUGGUUUAGUGACGUUGUGACAACAGAAAGUAGUUGAAAUGACAUCAUUAACAACCAGUUUUGCCUGUUGGGAUGAGUGCAGCUUUUCUUCUCUUCUAAGUGACGUCUUUACUGACCACAGUGAGCAUCACAUCAGUUCCAAAGGGCCGCGCCAUCUUCUGCAGUUUCCCUGGUCACUGCUCUAAAGCAUUGGGAACUUAUGAGACCAGAUGGGCAGACUGUAUUGGGUGCUGGUAGAAAACAUGUUUAAAUAGGAGUUUUACUUUGUUCAAGUACCCCUGGGUUAGAUAAUGGGUGUACUGUUAAACCCUUUUUUGUAAACUAUUUUAUUGUUGUCUUGUGGUGUUUCUAAUCUGUUGAGCCCCUAGAGGGCAGUGUAAGGCUAGAUUUACAGUACAGCAGUUUCUGGUUAGCUGAAUAUUUUUUAAAUUAAAAUGUAACCUUUUAUUUAACUUGGAAAGUCAGUUAAGAACACAUUUUUAUUUUACAAUGACAGCCUACUGGAGAAC
Salvelinus namaycush (lake trout) is the source of this 2595-nucleotide messenger RNA. RefSeq names its product kinetochore protein NDC80 homolog. The coding region runs from base 88 to 1995 and encodes 635 amino acids. Gene Ontology annotation, cellular component: Ndc80 complex. Gene Ontology annotation, biological process: attachment of mitotic spindle microtubules to kinetochore. NCBI's taxonomy places the organism in Eukaryota, Metazoa, Chordata, Actinopteri, Salmoniformes, Salmonidae. The transcript has 17 exons. The record is from RefSeq and is a predicted model, not a curated record.